Daucus carota subsp. sativus is the source of this 1813-nucleotide messenger RNA. RefSeq lists its product as uncharacterized. The record is from RefSeq and is a predicted model, not a curated record. The coding region runs from base 181 to 939 and encodes 252 amino acids. Lineage: Eukaryota; Viridiplantae; Streptophyta; Magnoliopsida; Apiales; Apiaceae. Gene Ontology annotation, molecular function: DNA binding; protein dimerization activity. The transcript has 4 exons.
UUGAUACAUUCGUUGCUUCAGCCUUCACCUUCAGAGUCCAUUUACACUAAUCCCUAAUUCGUUUACAAUCGAUCAAAGUGAGCACUGAGCAGUGAGCAGCACAGCAGCGACCUAAUUUCUAAUCUCCAUAGCAAGACCCAGCAAGCCAGCAUCCAUUGACAGGAGAUAAGAAGAUAAAGUAUGGAUGAUGAUUUGCUGCAGCAACAAACUCAAAAUCCUCGUACAGAUGAAGGGAUACAUGUUAAUCUGGAAAACGAAAAGGUACCAACUGGUGAAAAACAAGAUGAGUUGCGUGAUGAGAAGACUAAAAAGAUUUCGCCGGCUUGGGAGUAUUUUGUUAAAUUAGAAGGCUGUCCAGUUGGUAAAGAAAAGGCCAAGUGUCGGUUGUGUAACGUGGUAAUUGGAUGUUUUUCACGAAAUGGUACAUCGGCAAUGAUGAAUCAUUUGAAAACGGGGCAAGGGAAUUCAACUUCCAAAAUUCAAACUAAUCAAUCGGAUGAUUCAUGGAAUGAUGAUUUUGAAAAGUACAUGGAUGAUAGAGAUCAAGGAGGGACGGGAAAGACGGAACUUGAUGUCUACUUGGUUGAUGCAAGAGAAAGAAAAGGUGAAGUUUUUGAUAUAUUAGAAUGGUGGAAGAUGAACUCCACAAGAUUUCCAAUACUUUCUAAGAUUGCUAGGCAUGUACUGGGAAUGCCAGUUUCUUCGGUCGCCUCAGAAGCUGCGUUUAGCACUAGUGGAAGGACAAUUGAUGCCUACCGAAGCUCGCUUUCACCAAAAACAGUUGAAGCUUUAAUUUGUAGCCAAGACUGGCUAAGAACUUCAGAAAUUAUCACUGAUCUAAGAGGGGAACCUGAAGACUAUUUACAACUUGAGAAGUUAGAAAAUGAUGAGCUAAAAGUCACUGGAAAUACCUUUCAAUACUUGGAUAUCGAUGAUUAGAUCCGAAAAGGUAAGUAUGUAUGAGAAUUUAGGACAUCAAUGUUAAUCUGUUUUUGGUUUCUGUAAGUAUCAUAUACAUCAGGCGGCUAGAUGUUUGCUGCUUGAUUUUUCUGUAAUUAUGAGAUUAUCCUAAUAUUGACCUGUCUCAAAUACUUUGGCCUUUCCAGGUAUUGAUACAAAAUCAGAAAGAAGAUAAAAUAGUGAUGCUUGACUUUUUUUCUUUUAUUGUAUCAUUCUCCUUUUGCACUUUUUUAUUAAUUCCAUUUGAAAUUGAGAAUUCUGGCUUGUGUGCAGAUCACGAUUUGCGCGACUAAAUUAUAUUGUCAGCAGCAUCAAUCAGGUUGCUUAUAUUGUAAUAUCCUUCCUGUAAAGUUAAGAGUGACAAAACUUUCUGGUUUUGGACCAUCAAGGAAUUAAGUCAGCUUUACUGAAUCUUAAAUAUUGUUUGUUUUGUAGUCUAAGCGUGUAACUUUGUUCGUAUUGCCCUUCCAGAAUAUAAUAACAGUGUGCAUAAGUAAAACUUAUUUUCUCUUUGCUCUCUUUCUAAUAAUCAAAUGUUGGGGGAUAUGUAGCAUAGACAGAGAAGUAGACUUAUUUUAUGUUGAAGUAGACUAAUUAUUCAUCUCAUUCUUGCAUAGUCAGUCUACUGCAAUACUGCAUAUGGUACUAAACUACUAAUUGUCAAUUAGUAAUUGAUAUCUGAUCCCAUUUUUGUUCCUUUCAGGAGGAAUAUGUGGCUGGAGACGAAGUCGAGAAGCUGUUGCUGAGAUUGUGGCAUUUUAUUACUCUAUUAUCUUGAAUUCUUAUUUUGGAAGUACAAAUAUUGUAAUAUUAAUUUCUCGUAUUUUGAGUGAAUGAAGACUUUCGGUGUUUA